Molecule: messenger RNA, 282 nt
Organism: Arabis nemorensis
Lineage: Eukaryota; Viridiplantae; Streptophyta; Magnoliopsida; Brassicales; Brassicaceae
Source: the annotation of a GenBank genome assembly
AUGGCCAAGAAAUUACUACUCUCCUCAAAGUCCUCUCCCACAAUCUUUUCUCCUCCGAUUCAACCUCUCCCAGAUCUGCGUGAGAGGUGGAUCGUUGCUCUUGAGCCACCACCGCCGCCAUUCUUAGAUCUGCUAGUAACAGUAACAACUUCCGUCGACGUUCCCAAGGAGACACUUUUGGGCCUUCGCGGCCUUGGUAUUUUGCGAACCUAUAUGUCGGCUCCCAUGGAAUCCGGCAAGCUUUCGAACUGCUUUGUCUUCAGCUCGAGACAAACUCCUUAA